This is a messenger RNA of Coregonus clupeaformis (lake whitefish), 1092 nucleotides long. RefSeq names its product TSC22 domain family protein 1-like. Gene Ontology annotation, biological process: regulation of transcription by RNA polymerase II. The transcript is spliced from 4 exons. Lineage: Eukaryota; Metazoa; Chordata; Actinopteri; Salmoniformes; Salmonidae. The record is from RefSeq and is a predicted model, not a curated record. The coding region runs from base 133 to 519 and encodes 128 amino acids.
UGCAGAUUCCCAGCUUAGCGGAGCCAGUCAGUCUCGCUGUGGUUAUCCUUUGUGCUGCGUCAGUGUAAAGACUGCCCCGGUUGUCAGCUUGUACCGCCCGGAGAACGGACCUUCUGCCAAUUCUGAUUGGAGAUGGACCUUGGUGUUUGUCAACUGAGGAAUUUGUCUAUUUCUUUUCUGUCUUCCGUGCUUGCUAAAGAGACCAGUCCAGUCAGGCUUGACAAUAGUUCUUCUGGUGCCAGUUUGGUGGCCAUCGACAAUAAAAUCGAACAAGCAAUGGACCUGGUAAAGAGCCACCUGAUGUAUGCUGUGAGAGAGGAGGUGGAUGUGUUGAAGGACCAGAUUAAGGAGCUGAUAGAGAGGAACUCCCAGUUGGAGCAGGAGAACAACCUCCUGAAAACCCUGGCCAGCCCAGAGCAGAUGGCUCAGUUCCAGGCUCAGGUCCAGCCCAGCUCUGGCUCCCCUAACCCCCAGCCUCAGCCCCUGCCGUCCUCACAGAGCUCUGGGACCUCCGCAUAGCCCCCGUCCACAGGGGGAGGAGGAGGAGGGAGGAGAACCUUUACUAUGCUGUGAACUGACCUCAUGCAAAGCAAACAAGAACCAAUAUGGCUCAAUCAAGGAGACCGCUAGAAGUAGAAAAACCAUGUUUUGCACAUUUAUUUAACUGACCAAAGACAAUGAUGGACACUUGUGUGUCAGGUGUUCUGUCAGCUUGGAGUGCUUCAGACAAUCGCCAUGGAGACCAGGGAGGUGAAUGGAACAGAUGGACAGUUGUCAUGGAGAUAAAACAGACAGACAACAACCCAGAACGGGUACACUGUCUUCAGAUCUCUACAGUGACGGUUGAAUUGAGCCAUUGCUGCCACUUCUUUACACCCUUUUCAUUUAGUUGUUUUGGUUGGAGUAUUUCCUAGCUGUGAAUUUAAUCAAACAACAAGGACUUUGUCAGUGAAGAAAUGAGGUGCAUUAUCUGUAGGGACCAUUAAAGAAAGGGAAAACAGGACCCCAUCUGGUAUGGGGCGUAGGGUGGAACAUUCAGUGCAUUCGGAAAGUAUUCAGACCCCUUGACUUUUUCCACAUUUUGUUACAUUA